Molecule: messenger RNA, 3686 nt
Organism: Ylistrum balloti
Lineage: Eukaryota; Metazoa; Mollusca; Bivalvia; Pectinida; Pectinidae
Product: protein mono-ADP-ribosyltransferase PARP3-like
Exons: 12
Coding region: 75-1655 (526 amino acids)
Cellular component (GO): site of double-strand break
Molecular function (GO): NAD+ poly-ADP-ribosyltransferase activity
Source: RefSeq, a predicted model, not a curated record
GUUCAUAGUACGCGUUUAGUCUGCAAACAUCGUUCUGUAGAGUUGUUGAGCUUGGGCUGUCAAGUGUAGUAAGGAUGCCACCCAAGAGGAAAGCAGCUGGGGCAACCAAAGCUGGUGGGAAAAAGGCAAAGGCUGACCCUACACCUGGACCAUCCACUGUACAAGAUGCAAUCGCCUCUCUGAAGACUGCUGAUGCUGGGAAAGCAAAGAAAUUUAAACCUGAUAGUUACUUUCCUAUCACAGGAUGUUCAGUGUAUAGUGACUAUGAUUGUAUGCUAAACCAGACAAAUAUUGGACACAACAACAACAAGUACUAUGUGAUUCAGGUCCUGCAGCAAGGGGCCAAUUAUUAUGCCUGGAACAGAUGGGGACGAGUGGGAGAACCUGGAACUAAUGCCUUAAAGGGGCCAUUUACAGAUGUUACCAAAGCAACAGCUGAUUUUGAAAAGAAGUUUUCAGAUAAAACAAAGAACAAAUGGGCAAACCGAGGGAGUUUCAAAGCAGCUCCAGGAAAAUACACUCUAAUAGAAAUGGCAGGGGAUGAUGAUGAUGAUGAGGACGAGGUGGAUGCGCCAUUGGUACCAGUGGUCAGCGGUCCUACUGCCCCUUGUACAUUGGAUACUGCUACCCAGAUGCUGAUGAAACUCAUAUUUGACCAAGACAUGUUUAAGGAAGCCAUGGUGAAGUUUGAUAUUGACGUAAAGAAGAUGCCCCUUGGAAAGUUGAGUAAGGCCCAGAUUGCCAAGGGAUUUGAUUGCCUUGAGGAAAUUGAGGCUAGCAUCAAGGCUAAGAAGCCCCAAAAUACUUUGGCAGCUCUAUCCUCUAAGUUUUACACACUGAUUCCUCACAACUUUGGUCGCAAAAUCCCACCAACAAUCGCUUCCCUGGAGACUAUUCGUCAAAAGAUGGACAUGCUCCUGGUGUUAGGAGAUAUUGAGAUAGCACAAAGUCUCCAGAAGAAUACAAGAUCAUCCAGUAAGAAUGCUGGAAAGGAGCCUCAUCCGCUUGAUGUCAACUAUGGCUUACUUAAAUGUCAGCUGGACCUUUUAGACAAGAAAUCACAGGAAUACAAGGUCCUUGAGACGUACACAAACAAUACACGCAAUACAGGCUGGAGACGGACCAAUAUCAAACACAUAUGGCGUAUGGACCGAGAUGGAGAGGGUGAUCGUUUCAUGGCACAUGACAAGAUAACUAAUCGUAAACUGCUGUGGCAUGGAACCAAUGUUGCUGUAGUGGCAGCCAUAUGUAAAGGUGGACUUCGGAUAAUGCCACACAGUGGUGGGCGUGUUGGGAGUGGCAUCUACUUUGCUUCAGAGAACAGCAAGUCUGCUGGCUAUGUCCGACCUGCUGGUAACAUAGGUAUAAUGUUUCUGGAUGAGGUUGCCCUUGGUGAGGAACACCACAUUCUCACAGAUGAUUGGACACUCAAGUCUGCACCAGCUGGGUAUGACUGUAUCAUAGCCAAGGGUCACACAGAGCCAGAUCCUAAGAAAGAUACGACAUUGACUCUAGAUGGAAAGAAAGUGAUAGUGCCCCAGGGUAGGCCGAUCCAACAGAAGGCAUCUUCUACUUCUAGUUUUUCUCAGAGUGAAUACCUGGUCUACAAGGAGAGCCAGAACCGCUUGCGGUACCUGUUGAUGGUAGAAUUUUAGAAGGAAUGUUCUAAAUGUUUUUGAAAAAUUUAUAGACAGGAACAUUCUACCUAUUGGUGGUACAGUUAUAGACAGGGACAUUCUAUCUGUUGGUACAGUUAUAGACAGGGACAUUCUAUCUGUUGGUGAUACAGUUAUAGACAGGGACAUUCUGUUGGUGAUACAGUUAUAGACAGGGACAUUCUAUCUGUUGGUGAUACAGUUACAGACAGGGACAUUCUAUCUGUUGGUGAUACAGUUAUAGACAGGGACAUUCUAUCUGUUGGUGAUACAGUUAUAGACAGGGACAUUCUAUCUGUUGGUACAGUUAUAGACAGGGACAUUCUAUCUGUUGGUGAUACAGUUACAGACAGGGACAUUCUAUCUGUUGGUACAGUUACAGACAGGGACAUUCUAUCUGUUGGUGAUACAGUUAUAGACAGGGACAUUCUAUCUGUUGGUGAUACAGUUACAGACAGGGACAUUCUAUCUGUUGGUGAUACAGUUACAGACAGGGACAUUCUAUCUGUUGGUGAUAGUUAUAGACAGGGACAUUCUAUCUGUUGGUGAUACAGUUAUAGACAGGGACAUUCUAUCUGUUGGUGGUACAGUUACAGACAGGGACAUUCUAUCUGUUGGUACAGUUACAGACAGGGACAUUCUAUCUGUUGGUGAUACAGUUAUAGACAGGGACAUUCUAUCUGUUGGUGAUACAGUUACAGACAGGGACAUUCUAUCUGUUGGUGAUAGUUACAGACAGGGACAUUCUAUCUGUUGGUGAUACAGUUAUAGACAGGGACAUUCUAUCUGUUGGUGGUACAGUUACAGACAGGGACAUUCUAUCUGUUGGUGACAGUUACAGACAGGGACAUUCUAUCUGUUGGUGGUACAGUUAUAGACAGGGACAUUCUAUCUGUUGGUGAUACAGUUACAGACAGGGACAUUCUAUCUGUUGGUACAGUUAUAGACAGGGACAUUCUAUCUGUUGGUGAUACAGUUAUAGACAGGGACAUUCUAUCUGUUGGUGAUACAGUUAUAGACAGGGACAUUCUAUCUGUUGGUGAUAGUUAUAGACAGGGACAUUCUAUCUGUUGGUGAUAGUUAUAGACAGGGACAUUCUAUCUGUUGGUGACAGUUAUAGACAGGGACAUUCUAUCUGUUGGUGAUACAGUUACAGACAGGGACAUUCUAUCUGUUGGUGAUACAGUUACAGACAGGGACAUUCUAUCUGUUGGUGAUACAGUUAUAGACAGGGACAUUCUAUCUGUUGGUGACAGUUAUAGACAGGGACAUUCUAUCUGUUGGUGAUACAGUUACAGACAGGGACAUUCUAUCUGUUGGUGACAGUUAUAGACAGGGACAUUCUAUCUGUUGGUGGUACAGUUAUAGACAGGGACAUUCUAUCUGUUGGUGAUACAGUUAUAGACAGGGACAUUCUAUCUGUUGGUGGUACAGUUAUAGACAGGGACAUUCUAUCUGUUGGUGACAGUUAUAGACAGGGACAUUCUAUCUGUUGGUGAUAGUUAUAGACAGGGACAUUCUAUCUGUUGGUACAGUUAUAGACAGGGACAUUCUAUCUGUUGGUACAGUUAUAGACAGGGACAUUCUAUCUGUUGGUGAUAGUUAUAGACAGGGACAUUCUAUCUGUUGGUGACAGUUAUAGACAGGGACAUUCUAUCUGUUGGUGGUACAGUUAUAGACAGGGACAUUCUAUCUGUUGGUGAUAGUUAUAGACAGGGACAUUCUAUCUGUUAGGUACAGUUAUAAACAGGGACAUUCUAUCUGUUGGUGAUACAGUUAUAGACAGGGACAUUCUAUCUGUUGGUGGUACAGUUACAGACAGGGACAUUCUAUCUGUUGGUGAUACAGUUAUAGACAGGGACAUUCUAUCUGUUGGUGAUACAGUUAUAAACAGGGACAUUCUAUCUGUUGGUGGUACAGUUAUAGACAGGGACAUUCUAUCUGUUGGUGGUACAGUUACAGACACGGACAUUCUAUCUGUUGGUGAUACAGUUAUAGACAGGGACAUUCUAUCUGUUGGUGAUACAGUUA